GCAUUUGGGGUUCACAUAGGCAUUUGGAAGGAACAGUAUCGAUUGACCGACGUGCGCGAUCUCCAUUUCUUGAAUACUAGUUUAGUGGGAUUCUUUGUAUAUUCUGUAGUGAAGGGUAUUUGACCCUUUAAAAUUAUCCAAAAUGGUUAAAAUGGAGCAUGAUGAUGGUAAAAAUGAACCAGAACACGUUAGGAAAUUAUUUAUUGGUGGUUUGGAUUAUAGAACUACAGAUGAUUCUUUAAAGAAACAUUUUGAAAAAUGGGGAGAAAUUGUUGAUGUAGUCGUAAUGAAAGAUCCAAAAACAAAGCGAUCUAGAGGAUUUGGAUUUAUUACUUAUUCACGCGCACAUAUGGUAGAUGAUGCUCAAAAUGCAAGACCACAUAAAGUAGAUGGACGUGUAGUUGAACCUAAGAGAGCUGUUCCUAGACAAGAAAUUGGUAGACCCGAAGCUGGUGCAACAGUGAAGAAAUUAUUUGUAGGUGGUUUAAAAGAUGACCAUGAAGAAGACGAUCUUAAACAAUAUUUUCAGAGUUAUGGCACUAUAAAUUCGAUCAGUAUUGUAACAGAUAAAGAAACAGGCAAAAAGCGUGGUUUUGGUUUUGUUGAAUUUGAUGAUUAUGAUCCAGUAGAUAAAAUUUGUUUGCAACGUAAUCACCAAAUACGUGGCAAGCAUGUAGAUGUUAAAAAGGCUUUAAGUAAAGCAGAGAUGGCUUCUGCAUCAGGAGGUGGUGGUGGUAGUGGAGGUGGUGGUAGCAGAGGAGGACAGAAUGUAGGAAGGGGACCCCGUGGUGGUAAUCAGGGUGGCGGUAAUUGGGGAGGACGAGGAAGUGGUGGCGGUGGUGAUUGGAAUAAUGGUGGUAAUCAGGGUGGUUAUGGUGGAGGUAAUCAAGGAGGUUGGGGCGGUAACGGUCCUUGGGAAAAUCAGAAUCAAGGUAAAGGAGGUGGCUGGGGAGGUCAAGGAGGUCAAGGUGGAUAUAAUAGCGGUGGAAAUUGGAGCAACGAUAACUUUGGAGGAGGUUACCAGCAGGGCUAUGGCGGUGGACCAGUACGGAAUAAUUUCAACUCUGGAGGAAGACCUGCACCCUAUGGUAUUAAUAUGGGUCCUAGUGGCCGACAGUCCGGAGACUCGAGAUGGCUACCACCCUUCGGUGGACAAGGUCCUAUGGGUGGUGGAAAUUCUGGAGGUGGUGGUGGUGGUUAUGGUAAUCAAGGAGGAUAUGGAGGUAGUUCUCUUGGUGGUGGAAACAUGGGGGGUGGAGGUGGUGGAGGUGGAAGAAGAUACUAAAAUGCAUUAUCACUGGUUACUUCCCUCAUGUGGUAAGCAGAAUUUUAUUCUGAUUAUUUUUUAGAAUAUAUUAUUAAAUGAUGUCUCUUUAAUAUAUCAUUAAUAUAUAUAUAUUUAAAUUACAUUUUAAAAUGAAAAAUGAAAAAUAUUAUUUAAAUAAAUAUGAUUUGAAAUAAUAUCAUAUAUAAAAAGAAAACUUAUUUUUAUAAAUAAGUAAAAUAUAUGCGGAAUUUAAUUUGCUUUCAUGAUAUAUAUAUUAAAUAAUUUUGAAUAGAACUCAAUUGAGCUCUAAAAUCAAUUAUCUUUUAUUUUUUUUAUAAUUAUAUAGAUAGAUCAGGUAUAAUCAAUAACUGACAUUUUGUUCACAUGGGGUUAUUAAUUAUAGUUAAAUGAAAUCGGGUAUUACAAAAUAUUUGUAUCAAUAGUUCCCUUAUAUAAUUAUUUUUAUAUUAUAUACAUAUGUAUUAUGUAAUAUAUGUACACAUAUAUACAUAUAAGUAUUUACAAGUUAAAAAAAAAUUUUAUAUAUAUUUGACAUAAUUAUAAAAAAAGAAUUAUAUAAUUGUUACAUUUAAUGUUCAAUGUACAAACUUGUAAAUUUUUGGAUAUAAAUAUUUUUUUUAUUCUUUUAUUUCGUAAAAAAAUUUUUUUAUUUAUAUUAUAAAGAUAUUUUCUAAUUAAAUUAUAUGAAAUAAAUAAUAUAAUUAUAUUAUAUCAAUUAAUUGGGAAUAGUAAUGUAAUAGUAAAAUUAUAAUCCUAAUAAAAUUUAAUUUAUUU
This is a messenger RNA of Apis cerana (Asiatic honeybee), 2062 nucleotides long. It is a transcript of the gene Hrb87F, whose product is annotated as Heterogeneous nuclear ribonucleoprotein at 87F. Gene Ontology annotation, molecular function: mRNA 3'-UTR binding. The record is from RefSeq and is a predicted model, not a curated record. Gene Ontology annotation, biological process: mRNA splicing, via spliceosome. NCBI's taxonomy places the organism in Eukaryota, Metazoa, Arthropoda, Insecta, Hymenoptera, Apidae. Gene Ontology annotation, cellular component: catalytic step 2 spliceosome.